GUAACGACCUGUUCCUGGUGGCGGUCCACGAGUUGGGCCACGCGUUGGGCUUGGAGCACUCCAACGAUCCGAGCGCCAUCAUGGCGCCUUUCUACCAGUACAUGGACACUCACAACUUCAAACUGCCUCUGGACGACCUGCAGGGCAUCCAGAAGAUCUAUGGAAUCCCCACCGCCAUGCUGGAGCCCACCCGCCCGCUGCCCACCUUACCCUCUCGGAGGACGCACUCCACCUCGGAGCGCAAGCACGACCGCCACGGCCGGCCGGCGCGCCCCCCCGGAGACCGCCCGGCGCUGCCCGGCAACGGCAAGCCCAACAUCUGUGACGGCAACUUCAGCACCGUGGCCUUCUUCAGGAGGGAGAUGUUCGUCUUCAAGGACCGCUGGUUCUGGCGCCUGAGGAACAACAAGGUGCAGGAGGGCUACCCCAUGCAGAUCGACCAGUUCUGGAAGGGCCUGCCGCCUCACAUCGACGCCGCCUACGAGAGGUCGGACGGGAAAUUUGUCUUUUUCAAAGGCGACAAGUACUGGGUGUUCAAGGAGGUGACGGCGGAGCCGGGUUACCCCCUCGGCCUGGUGGAGCUGGGCAGCUGCCUGCCCAAAGACGGCAUCGACACGGCGCUGCGCUGGGAGCCUGUUGGCAAAACCUACUUCUUUAAAGGGGACCAGUACUGGCGCUACAACGAGGAGAAGCAUACGGCGGACCUGGGGUACCCCAAACCCAUCAGCGUGUGGAAAGGGGUCCCGGACGCACCGCAGGGGGCCUUCAUCAGCAGGGAGGGAUACUACACCUACUUCUACAAGGGGAAGGAGUACUGGAAGUUCGACAACCAGAAGCUGACGGUGGAGCCCGGGUACCCCAAGUCCAUCCUGCGCGACUGGAUGGGCUGCGAGCAGUCGGACAUGGAGCGCUCCGGCAGCAAGGCGAACCGCGGGGACCGCCAGCUGCCCAUGGACGACGUGGACAUCAUGGUGACCAUCAACGACGCACCGACCACGGUCAACGCCAUCGCCGUGGUGAUCCCCUGCGUCCUGUCGCUGUGCAUCCUGGUCCUGGUCUACACCGUCUUUCAGUUCAAGAACAAAGGAGUGCAGCAGAGCGCCAUGACGCAGCACUACUACAAGUACCCCGUCCAGGAGUGGGUGUGACCACCAACCCUACUUCCAAGAGGUCCGAGUUGGCAGUUCGGAGGUGUGGGGGGUCGGGGGGGUCGAGCAGUCGUCAUACUGUGAGCUCGCUCACGUUGGCUAACGGCCAAACAUUGCUAGCAAACGAAGCAAUGGAGAGUCCAGUGUUUCCAGUGGGCAGAGGGGUUGGGGGGGGGGCCUGACUGGCCUUUUCAUUUUCCGAUUCUGCUCUCAGUCCGCCGGUGGGAGCGUGCUCACCUGUGUGUCUGAGGGAGACGGGUUUAGUGUGUUAUCAUGUUACCGGGCGGGGCGCUUUGAGGGGGCAGCGUGCCGGGACGUGAUUGGCUGAGGUGGACGACGCAGCCGAUUUGCCACUCUCUGGACAGAGAUGAUAGUGAUGAUUCUGUCCUCAAAGGCUGAAGACCUCCUCCGAGAUCUGACUCGACGUGAACAUGCGGACUCCAAACAAUGAGUCAGAUGAAACAAAGAUUUGAAAUGUCAAAUUUGAAGAUAAAAUAUAGGUAGAAAGACCGUAAGAAAAAGGAAACCAGGGACCUCACCUUGGAUCUGUGAAUUGAAUUGAAUUUAUUUAUACUUGUAUGAAGCUGUAAAAAUGUCAGGAGGACCUUUUUUUUACCACACAGAACUGAAAGCAUCUUCGCCACCAUAAAAUCUAAUCUUCGCUCUCAUUUACGCCGCUUGGACUUUGGUUUUUGCGGAUGUAGAAUAGCCAGUCGUCAGCGUAGUGUGACAGAUAUUAGAUAUUAGACGAAUGAUCGUUAAUAAGUCUUAUCUCGGUCACAACAGUUAGUUCUCAAAUUAAUUCAGACUGAAGGGUCGAAUGAAAAGAUGUUUUACUUUCACUGGAAAAGUCAACGCUAUUGAUAUCUUUGGUGAUUGAACAAAAUAUUUAAUUGUACUUCUGGGAUUUGAUCCCUUUUGUCCCUUUUUGCCAACAAACUCAACUAAUUAUUGUUGCCAAUUUCUUUAUAUUUAUAAAAAUGUUUAUCAGGAUUUCACACAAAAUGAAUUAUCCUUUUAAAUUUGGGGAUUUCUACAAAUCUAGUUCUUUAAUAUUUAUUGUCUCUUCCAGCUGUGGAAGUAUUUGGACCAGGCUUAAGUAUAAAGAAAUGAUUUCUUUAUACGUUGUACAUUUCAAGAAUAAAGAGGAAUAUGUUAAGAAUGAAGUUGAUUUUUCAGAAUAUGCUCUAAUGCCAAUAGUUUCAUUUAUCUCAAGAGUUUAUUCUAGUAAUGUUGUCUUUAUCCUCAUACUUCAACUUUACUCUUAUUUUAAAUUAUUCCACAUCAUUGGGUUUAUUUUCCAUUUCAACUUCAUGCUUAAACUUUUGAAUUUUUUCCUCAACAUUUUUCCCUUUAUUCUCUAAUAAUACUCCAACUCCAAAAAGACAUUUCCACUUUGUUCUUGAAAUGUCGCUCCUCAUUGUGUCCUCAGUCUGUAUCCGGUUCUGAACAUCCAAUGUCACUCCAACACUUCCUGAAUCCUGGAUUGGGUCUUUAGAAUAGUUCUGAGUCUUUGUUCUCCUCUUUGCAGAUGCACAUUGUUUUCAUCAGGAUUAAAUACGGACUUUUGUUGACGGUUAA
Molecule: messenger RNA, 2729 nt
Organism: Gasterosteus aculeatus aculeatus (three-spined stickleback)
Lineage: Eukaryota; Metazoa; Chordata; Actinopteri; Perciformes; Gasterosteidae
Source: RefSeq, a predicted model, not a curated record